AUGACCUCCACUACGUUGCGCGCCGUGACGCAUCGUCUCACUACUACCCCGGUCGAACAAUUGCCCUCCAUAGCUUCAUUCCUUGCGACUUCGUUGAGUGAUUGCGCUGCAUUGCUCUCUGCUCCGCAAGCCCAGAAAGGCAAAUCCGAGUCCGACAAUGCUGUUCAGAUCCAUAAAUUGAAGACUCGGCUGGCAAGUCUGCUGCAGGACCGUACUAUUGAAGGAAGAUGGACAGCUGUUGUGUUGGUGAAAGCUACCGUUGAAGCUGGUCAAUGGGAGAUUUUGCGCGGAUAUGAGCCGAUUGUUCGCGGUUUGAUCAGCAUCCUAGCAAAGCCUGAUCCGAUCUCAACGAGGAAGAUGUGUAUCAUCACACUCACUCGAAUUUUCCACCUCACGUACCAGUACCCAACGCUCGUCCGAGAAAUCACCACUCCGCAAUUGCCAGGGUUCAUCACCGCCGCCUUGAACUUGGUCUCUGUGAUUACGAAGACCUCUUCAGGCUCGACACGCAAGCCGAAGCCAAACACCGCGUUCAUGGAAAUUGUACUAUGCGCCUUGCUGGAGCUGAUCCCCAGACAUCCCACUAUCUUCCGUCCAUUCGGCUCUCAGCUUCGCACCCUGCUCGCUGAGGUUGUCGGUUCCUCCUCGCCCGCCUAUUUCCCCGAGCAUGUCGUCGAUGUGGCAGAGCAGCUACUUGUUUCUCUCCACAAGUGCGCACCAAAAGACAAGGCUGGCUCUGGAUGGAACGAUGAUUGCCGAUCAACGAUUCUGUCUAUCCACCGGACAACAGACCAAAUUUAUCGAGCAGUGGUGGAACAAUGGGAAUCGGUCGAUACGACACUGGUGCCAACACGGCCGAACUAUAGCCAAGAAAUGAGCGAAAAGGGUCCAGAUGGUCUGGGGCUUCCAGGUUGGACGGGACUGCACUCAGGUGUGGAUCGAUUAGUUGUACUCCUGAAGAUUCUUUCGGGCUUCGUUUCCUCUCCAUCUGCGGCUGCUGUUGCUAUUCCUUUGGGUUCAAUUCUAGAUUUGACAUCCCGACUUACUUCCGUGACCGUCCCGCUGAACGGCGAGUCUCAAACCGGCAUCCAAUUCAACCAGGAGAUUGGCCGUGAGGAGCGAGAGGGCCUUUGGAUGGAACUUCCUCGCAUUCACAUCGCCUGCAUGGGUUUACUCUCCAACGUUGUUAGUGUGUUGGAGACCAGCGCAACCUCCAUAGCCCAGACCAUUUUGGAGCAGGCGGUCUGGACUUUCCGGGGUGAGACUUUCAGCAAAGAUGUGCGCUCUGCGGUCUACGCUUUGCUCCGUUCCUUGGUGCCAUUGAACGGACCCGCAAUGUCUAAGCAAAGUGUGGCAUCUCUGGCAAGCGUGGUUCGCUCUUGCUGUCAUGAUCUUCUGUCGCCGACUGCUGAUUCCUCAGCUAACUCGGGCCUGGACUCCAAAACCAAGUCAAAGGGUGGUCAAGGUAUUACAGCUAACGCCGACGCUUUCUUGAACCCUGAGCUGCAGAAGUCUCGUCAGGCGCAAUCUGCUACUCCAUUUUUGGACCUCCAGCAGAAUGCCUCGGGUCUUUUGCGGGCCGUGCUUGUUUCUAUUCCUGCUGAACUUGUUCCGCCUUCCACUCGGGCUGAAAUUGACCGUACCAUCAUCUUGACAUCGGACAAGGAUGCGAUGCUUGCCAGCGUCCUCAACCCUGUGCCCGCGAUCAAGGGCCGUGGAGCAGGCUCGAGCAUCAUUCCAUUCUUGGUUCGCACUUACGGCGAACAGAUGGAAGUGGAGGCUUUGAUUCGCCCCAGAAUGCCUGUCCUGAUGACAGCUCCUGAGCUGGACGCUUAUGUUGAUGAAGAUCAAGAAGAAGACGAGGAGAUGGUCGAUAAUGUAUACACUGCACCCCCGGUUUCCGACUUCAUGAAGCAACCGCUAUCGAUGCCCCUGCAAGCGCCCAAUAUAGAGCAGCCGAAGGCUGCCGAUCCCCUGCCUGCCUUCCAUAAGCGAACCUUUACUGAGGAAUCCACUGCUCAGGAACAAACUUCCCAAAAGCAGGAUACCAAGAAGGCACGACUUGAGGAAGUUACCCCCGUCUCUCAACCGGCGCCUGCAAUUACGCAGGCUGAGGCUCCAAGGGUAUCAGUACAGGUUACCACCACCACAACAUCUGCGAACGGCCCAGCAGUGGCCUCGCAGCCUGCUGCUGCCGGAGCUGACGAUGAGAGUGAUGACGAGUUGCCCACUCUGAACAUGGACUCUGAUACCGAUGAGGAGGAUGACGAUGUCACGAUGGAAGGGUAA
This is a messenger RNA of Penicillium canescens, 2289 nucleotides long. RefSeq names its product RIX1/PELP1 family protein. The record is from RefSeq and is a predicted model, not a curated record. The coding region runs from base 1 to 2289 and encodes 762 amino acids. Gene Ontology annotation, cellular component: nucleus. Gene Ontology annotation, biological process: rRNA processing. Lineage: Eukaryota; Fungi; Ascomycota; Eurotiomycetes; Eurotiales; Aspergillaceae. The transcript has a single exon.